AUGAACGAAAUUCGUCCUGGUUUUCAAACUCGAACAUUUGAUCGACUUUUCAGACAUAAAAUUGUCGAACAAGAUGACAAGGCAGAUAAAAGUGGCAAAGAAGUUUUGACAUCAGAUGAAUUUAUAACUUUCUUUCAUGUACUUACUCGUCGCAAAGAUCUUUAUGCAAUAAUGCAACAAUAUGUCAAAGAUGGUGAUAAACAAUCUAUGGAUAGUAUUUCUAUGAAUAUCGAUGAACUUUUAUAUUUUCUUCAAAAUAGUCAAAAUCAAACAAUAAUAAAAUAUCAAUCAAAUGAAUCAACAUCUGAUUAUUCACUUGUUUCAAUUACUCAACGUGAACAAGUACAAAAAUUAAUCGAUGAAUUUGAAACAGAUGUUGAAUUACAAGAAAAUGGUCAACUUAGUUUGAAUGGUUUAAACUUAUUAUUAUCCGACGACUUUUCUCUGAUGAAACCAUGGUGUUCUCGUCAUAUUUAUCAAGAUAUGACAAGACCAUUGACUGAUUAUUAUAUUAACACAUCACAUAAUACUUAUCUAUUUACUAAUCAAAUAUCUGGAGAUAGUAAUCCUGAAGCAUAUAAUCGAGCAUUAUGUGCAGGUUGUCGUGCAGUCGAAAUUGAUUGUUAUGAUGGUGCUAAUGGUCGACCAAUAGUUAAACAUGGAUAUACACUUGUAAAACCAUGUUUAUUUGAAUCUAUUAUUCGUUUUAUAGAACCGAAUCUUUUUAAAACAUCACCAUAUCCAGUUAUACUUGAUCUUGAAAAUCAUUGUUCAAUUGAACAACAACAUGAGAUGGCUCGUAUUCUAAAACAAGUUCUCGGAGAUCGAUUAGUAACUGAACUUCUAACUACAAAUGAUUCAUCAGUUUUACCAUCGCCAGAAGAUCUGAAAUAUAAAGUUCUUAUUCGAGUUAUUGAACAUGAUUUAGGUAAACUUUUUAUUUAUUUUCAAAAUAUACCUUAUCUUCAAUAUGAAGAAGAUAAAGAUAAUUGUUCAUGUUGUCAUUCACCAAAUCUUGCUGAAAAACAUUUUGAUCAAAUGUCACGAAAUGAUCCAAUAAAUUUAAUUAAACAAACAAGAAAAAGUUCAUUUCGAAUGUAUCCAGAUGGUUUAAGACAAGAUUCAAGUAAUCCUAAUCCAAUAAAUGCUUGGAAUUUUGGUAUUCAUAUGGUUGCAUUAAAUUUUCAAAAUGAUGAUUUAAUUAUGUCAUUAUCUUAUGGAAAAUUUAUUGAUAAUGGUGGAUGUGGUUAUAUACUUAAACCAAAAUAUUUAAUUAAUCAAUAUGAAAAUAAAUUUAAUCCAUUUGAUUAUUUAGAAAAACCAUCUAUAUUACGAUAUAAUAUAUUUGAAUAUUCUCAACGUUUAAUAAUAACUAUAAUUAGUGGACAAUUUUUAUCUCGAUCAAAUGAAACAACAAGAGAUAUACCAGAUCCAUAUGUUGUUGUAUCAACACAUGGAAUAUCAUCUGAUCAACAAUCACAAAGAACAAAAUUUAUAGAAAAUAAUGGAUUUGAUCCAUUAUGGAAUGAAACAUUUCAAUUUAAUAUUUAUUUUCCACAAAUGUGUCUUGUUCGUUUUGAUAUUUAUGAUUAUGAUAUAUUUACAAAAGAUGAUAGAAUUGCGUAUUUUUGUUUACCAAUGACAACUAUGCAAACAGGUAAUGUUCAACGAAAUUAA
Molecule: messenger RNA, 1677 nt
Organism: Rotaria sp. Silwood2
Lineage: Eukaryota; Metazoa; Rotifera; Eurotatoria; Philodinida; Philodinidae
Source: the annotation of a GenBank genome assembly